CAACGCCUCGACCAAUGGGCGUGCUUCUAGAGGUUCCACCGACUGCGGUUCCUUAGCAACGCAGUAAAAAAAAAAAAAGAACUGCGCUGACGUCCAUUCUGUUCGGGAGUAUUAUGGUCUGUCGGGAAUUCAGAGUGGCUGGGACUGGAGAGACAGAUCUGUGCUCUGCUAGCUGUUAGCGUCCAGCAGGCUAACUGUCGGUAGUCAACAUGGAGCUGUCUGCUGUCGGGGAGAGAGUGUUCGCUGCUGAGUCCAUCAUCAAGAGGAGGAUCAGGAAGGGUCGGAUUGAAUACCUGGUCAAAUGGAAGGGCUGGUCUCCAAAAUACAGCACCUGGGAACCGGAGGAGAACAUCCUGGACUCCCGCCUGUUCGUCGCGUUUGAGCAGAGGGAGCGUGAACGGGAGCUGUACGGGCCCAAAAAGAGAGGACCCAAACCCAAAACCUUUCUGCUCAAGGCUCAGGCUAAAGUUAAAGCCAAGUCCUAUGAGUUCAGGGCUGAUGCGGUCCGAGGGAUGCACAUCACCUACCCGAGCCCAGAGCCGGUGGUCACCCCCAGGGCCAGAGAAGGCCUGAGAGCCGUCGUUCCCACCAUCUUCCCACCCAGCACAGUCAACCGUGGAGAAAGCGUACGCGUCCGACCGCCACAACUGAGCCCCCGUGAGUACCAGCAGCCUUCCCUUCAGCAAGCCGGUCCAGACGGACUCAUCCACGUACCCAAAAAAAGAGGGCCGAAGCCUAAGCCCCGCUUCAAGGACGGCAGCUGCAUCCCUGCGGCCUUUGAAGCCCACAAGAGGAGAACGGAGGAGCAGGUGAGCCACAGCCCUCACAAACUGGCCAAGCUCCAGGGAGGUGAAGAGAUGAGGCUGAUCAAAGUGGCCCACAGACAUCCAGAGAUCCACGGUCACAAACAACACCACCAUCACCACCACCACCACCAUCACCACCAAGCACACAACCGGGGAAUCUCCAGCGGAAGCUCCUACAAGCAGCUCUACUCCGACCGCAGCCUGCAUCCACACAGAACAGACAUGGACACACACAGGACUAAGGACAGCUCCACCUACCUGGCGCCUGUACACUUCAAGCACCAGUCCAAAAUGAGCCAGAGCCCGGGUCGCCCCGCCGAGCUUCCACAGAUGGAGAAGCCUUACUUCUUGGACAGGCCGUCCCCGACCAGGCUCGACAUCGACUUGGAUGAAGUGACGUGGAGGCCCUCCGUCGGCAACGUGGAGAAGGUCUUGGUGACGGACGUGACCACCAACUUCCUGACUGUCACCAUCAAGGAGAGCAGCACUUCUAAAGGCUUCUUCAAGGACAAAAGAUGAUCACUGAUCUCUUCACGCCACACUUUGUUGUCUCUGACCUACAUCAGAAUCCUUCUGAAGCUUAGUGUGAUUAUGAAGCAAAGCAGUUUUUGUAUGUAAUGUAUAAAAGCAAAUUACAUCAUGUGCAUAUGUGUAUAUAUAUUAUAAAGUUGGACACAAUCUGUUUAAUGUAUUGACCAAAUCAAAUGAAGUCCAUUUCACACCUUGCAUCGGUUAACAUGAGUACAUGUUUCCUUUGCAGCAGCUGGCUACUUUCUGUACAGAGCUUGUGAAUUUUACUAUUUUGCAAUUGUAACUAACUAGAAUGUAUAUUUUUCACUCUCCUAUCUUCCAGCCUGAGCUCAUUUGUGAGAAGCGAGGCUUAGAUAUUAAAUUCAGUCUGUGGAUUGAAUAGUUCUCUCUAAUUUGAACCGAUUAGACUGAAAACACCCUGUUCGAUUCAACAGGGUUGAUAUUUAAAAAUGUACUCAAGCACUUUGAAUUCAAAAGUAUUAUGAGAUAAUUCGUUUGUGUUGUAUUCAAAGACCGACUCCGCCUCUGAGUUUGUAACGUCUCUAACAUUUCUAAUUGUAAGAUAAAUUAAUAAAUUGAACACGGACACGCUACAAGCUUUCCCGACGUGUCUAUAACUACUUUUUUCCAUUAACAUGGUAUAUUUUACAUUUUCAUAGAAAACGUUCAUAAAACUUUAAUGUAAGAAGAUCAAUUGGUGUCAAUUUGCUUUUUAGACGCUUUCCAAUAAAUGCUUUGAAUUUUCUCA
Molecule: messenger RNA, 2085 nt
Organism: Sebastes umbrosus (honeycomb rockfish)
Lineage: Eukaryota; Metazoa; Chordata; Actinopteri; Perciformes; Sebastidae
Gene: cbx8b
Product: chromobox homolog 8b
Exons: 5
Coding region: 210-1325 (371 amino acids)
Source: RefSeq, a predicted model, not a curated record